Messenger RNA from Mercurialis annua (annual mercury), 1098 nucleotides. Its product is annotated as F-box/kelch-repeat protein At3g06240-like. The record is from RefSeq and is a predicted model, not a curated record. The coding region runs from base 79 to 1047 and encodes 322 amino acids. Lineage: Eukaryota; Viridiplantae; Streptophyta; Magnoliopsida; Malpighiales; Euphorbiaceae. The transcript is spliced from 2 exons. Gene Ontology annotation, molecular function: protein binding.
AUCAACAAUUUUAUAUAAAAAAAUUCUUAAAAAAGCUACAGCAAAUCAAUUCUCUUUAAACUCAUCAAGCAAUCAAGAAUGUCAGAUCAUAUUCCUCAAGAAGUCCUGACAGAAAUUUUCUUGAGGCUGCCCGUAAGAUCGAUCUUACGAUGCAGGUGCGUAUGCAAAUUAUGGUACUCUUUAAUCUCGAAUCCAAAUUUCAUUUUCUUGCAUUCCAAGCAAAUUACUUAUAGCAAGAACAACAACACUGGCUAUUUACUUAUGAGGCAUUACUCGAGGACUAACAAAAAAGAAAGCUUCACUUUACACUUAGACGAUGAUGAUUUAUUUAGUCACGAGUACCAAAAUCUCGAUUUUCCAUUACGAAGUAGUUGGGAUUAUUUUGAGAUUGUUGGUUCUUGUAAUGGAAUUUUAUGUUUGACUGAUAAUCAUUCACAUAUGUUGAAACGAAUAGUUCUUUGGAAUCCUUCGAUAGGAUUAUCGGUAACACUUCCGCUUCAGCGAAUUCGCUACCGAGUUCUAAAUGUUGUUCUCGGGUUUGGAUACGAUUCAAGGACUAACGAUUAUAAGGUCGUAUUGGAAGGAGCGAUUCAUUGGGUGGGAUAUUACAGUCCUGAAAAACUAACUAUAGCAGUUUUUCUCGUGCACGAUGAAGAGUUUAAAGAAUUCAAAGUGCCGGAUGAAAUAUCCGGGACCAGCGUGCAACAUUUAUCGGUCAUGUUAUGCGGCGAACUCCUUUCUAUCAUACAAUACAAGAAAAGAAGAAAUCAUUUAGGGUAUGAAAGUUGUUGUAUUUGGAUAAUGAAUGAAUACGGUGCCGAUGAUUCAUGGACGAAAUUGUUCAACGUUUUCAUCGGCGGCGUCGAAGGAUUAGGGAAGGUAUUAGGGCUUAGAAACAAUUUUGAAGUUCUGGUAGUAAGGGAAAAUGGAGAAUUGAUUUCAUAUGAUCCUUGGAAUCUAAGCAUCAAAUGUUUGGGAAUAUAUGGUGAAUCAUGCUCUUUUUAUGCAGCUAAAUACAUGGAGAGUUUGGUUUUAUUGAAGAAAUAAUUGCAGCAAUGCAAUUAUUUAAAAAUUAUACACAAUGCAAAAGAAAAUGGA